AUGGCUGAGCCACCCCAAACCGACGUCCCUAGGCGUUCUGCAAUGCCCACCGCCAACAUCGGUGUCAAUUCUAGUCAAGUCCAAGCACUUCUCGAACAACCUUCGGACGAAUAUCUCGAUGCUAUCGAGGAGGACUGGAACAGAAAGGUGGAUAUUGAGAUCGAGACGCUGGCGGAUGGAAUGACUGAUCUUGUCAACCUUGCGUCGAUUGGGGAUAAAGACAAGUUUAAGAUCGCCCAGGAAGCAUUUCAAGCCCAAUUUCGUGCCGAAUCCAUGGUCCGAGCGGCAAACUCCCUCUUGUCCAUCAUUCACUCCAUGAAACUCCUUCUGCUCAUCUCCGACGAAUCGCAGAUCGUUACUCGAAGAGAUGCAGAGUUCAAGGUCACUCAGGAGGAGAAGGAGGCUACGAAGCAAAAAGUUGCCAGUUUGCUCACGGAACUGCUUCAGCCUCGACAGGACAGAGCAUCCGGCUCGGAAGGCCCGUAGUGAGAGUGGGCGUGAAAGUUCACAUAUUCAACACUCCGGCAUUCGGCGAAGUCUUUGAAGUAUAACAACACCUUUCCAGAAGCCCAUCCAUCUCCGGCCAGGAUUGGAUCAAGUACCAUGCCGCUUUGAGUGGAACCAUGGACAAGGACGACGUCGAGUCCGAUAGUCGACUUGGAAAGGAUCUCUCGCAUGCCUCGAACUCCGAGGUGCUCGGCUUCCAUCGUCCCAUGUGCUAGCACUUCGCACAUCCGAUGCCUUAGAGCUAUCAAAACCAGUGUAGUCCCGCAGCCCUGCCUCAUCCAAUCGUUCUUCGACAUCGUAGAUUCUGUCCUCUUUGCCUUCACAAAUUUUACUUCUGACCCAUAAGCACUACAUCAGUUUUGCACACAUGCAAUCCCCAACCCACGAAGUCAAUGUAGGAGUUAUUUUCUUACGUCACCGAUAAACUUCAACGGAAAUU
Molecule: messenger RNA, 946 nt
Organism: Stereum hirsutum FP-91666 SS1
Lineage: Eukaryota; Fungi; Basidiomycota; Agaricomycetes; Russulales; Stereaceae
Exons: 4
Coding region: 1-486 (161 amino acids)
Biological process (GO): regulation of transcription by RNA polymerase II
Cellular component (GO): mediator complex
Molecular function (GO): transcription coregulator activity
Source: RefSeq, a predicted model, not a curated record